Macrosteles quadrilineatus (aster leafhopper) is the source of this 1247-nucleotide messenger RNA. RefSeq names its product dihydropteridine reductase (gene Dhpr). Lineage: Eukaryota; Metazoa; Arthropoda; Insecta; Hemiptera; Cicadellidae. The coding region runs from base 378 to 1088 and encodes 236 amino acids. Gene Ontology annotation, cellular component: cytoplasm. The record is from RefSeq and is a predicted model, not a curated record. Gene Ontology annotation, molecular function: NADPH binding; NADH binding; 6,7-dihydropteridine reductase activity. Gene Ontology annotation, biological process: tetrahydrobiopterin biosynthetic process; L-phenylalanine catabolic process. The transcript has 6 exons.
UUGCCGUUGUUCAAGGCGUAGUUUGCUUUGCUUAGCAGCCUUGCUAUUCCACGACCACAACCAGCGAACCAGCCUAGCCUAGCCUUCACCCAGUUCAGUUUCGAUGUUCGAUCACGAUCAGACGAGGACGAGGUGUCUAGAGGACCUUGAUGGAUUAGAAAGUAGAAAGUUAAGUUUGUUUAGUCCUUGUCUGAUCUGCUGAGGUACCUGUGUCGUGUUCUGUGCCGACCUCUCCUCUAUCCGCCUCCGGUCCGGUGCUCAAAACAAUAAAUGAAUUCUAGAUAAGACACUCUACUCUGAACUCUGACACUGUUGUGAAGAAAGUAAACCGGUUAAAAGUACAGUUAUAGAUAGGCCUACCUUAGAGUAUUGUUGACAUGUCUGGUGUUGGUCGUGUAUUUAUUUAUGGUGGUAAAGGUGCACUAGGUGCGGCCUGCGUUUCAUAUUUCAAAAGUCAGAAUUGGUGGGUUGGCUCUAUUGAUAUGAAAGAGAAUGACCAAGCUGACUGCAAUAUUGUUGUAAAACCUGACGAUGGAUGGCAAGAACAGGAGUCAGCAGUAUUGAGUCAGGUAGCUAGCAGUCUACAGGGAGCCAAGCUGGAUGCAGUCAUCUGUGUGGCUGGUGGCUGGGCCGGUGGAAAUGCAGCAAGCAAAGAGUUUGUCAAGAACAGUGACCUGAUGUGGCGUCAGAGUGUGUGGUCGUCCGUGAUAGCUGCAUCUGUGGCCGCCCAGCAUCUCAAGGAGGGAGGGCUCGUGUCUCUACCUGGCGCCAAACCUGCUCUUGGACCUACUCCUGGCAUGGUUGGCUAUGGAAUGGCUAAGGCCGCAGUCCACCAGCUCACAAAGAGCUUGGCUGCAGAGAACAGUGGUCUGCCAGCUAACUGUCUGUCUGUGGCCACUCUGCCUGUCACCCUGGACACUCCAAUGAACCGCAAGUGGAUGGCUGAUGCUGACAAGUCUACCUGGACCCCCCUGGAGUUUGUUGCGGAUUUGUUUUACCGAUGGAGCAAGGGUGAAGAUAGACCCCCGAACGGUAGUCUCGUUCACCUUGUGACCAAGAACCACCAGACCGAAUUGAUUUAUGUAUAGAAACCUAAGGACUUGAACCAGCGAGAGAGGACCAAUUUACCAAUAUACCCUGCAUUUACAGUGAUAUUUUUAGAAGUUAAUUUUUUAUGUUUAUUCUUAGGCUUAUUUUAUUUUAUGGUUGUUGUUGGCAAUAAAAACAUAUAAGUAACUUGCAAAUGA